Molecule: messenger RNA, 1157 nt
Organism: Camellia sinensis
Lineage: Eukaryota; Viridiplantae; Streptophyta; Magnoliopsida; Ericales; Theaceae
Source: RefSeq, a predicted model, not a curated record
GCUCACAGAUGCCAUCAAUCAGUAGUCAGGGGUGGUAACAUAUACCCGUUUGGUGCCCCCAAAAGGUUGGAGAAGUUUGCCAAAAGAAAUUACUACUGGAAGUUGCUUAUGGCAUUACCACCUUACUAAUCAAGGGUUCCUGGCAUUAGAAAUCCUGGAUGGAAUGCUUAAACAUAAAAAUACAUAUGAGAUUAUAUCUCCUGAAGAUAUUGGGCUUCACCGGGCUAAUGAGUCUGGCAUUGUCCUUGGAAAACUCAGUGGACGUCAUGCUUUGAAAUCUCGCCUUUCAGAGCUUGGUUACAAUGUUGAUGGUAAGGAAUUUGAUGAUCUUUUCUGGCGUUUCAAAGCUGUAGCUGAAAUGAAAAAGAUUACUACUGAUGAUGAUCUGAUAGCACUGGUGUCAGAUGUAGUUUUCCAGCCACAAGUUGUUUGGAAGCUUGGAGAUGUUCAAGUUACAUGUGGAACUCUUGGUCUCCCUAUGGCAACUGUUAGACUCAUUGAUGCUGAGGGGGAAGAGCAUAUUGCAUGUGCGAAUGGAACAGGUCCAGUCGAUUCAGCAUACAAAGCUGUUGAUCUCAUUGUGAAGGAACCUGUAACACUUCUUGAGUACUCCAUGAAUUCUGUAACGGAAGGCAUUGAUGCCAUAGCUACUACCAGAGUUUUAAUUCGUGGGGAGAACAACCACACAUCAACUAAUGCUACUGGAGAAACUGUCCAUCGUACAUUUAGUGGAACUGGGGCAGGAAUGGAUAUUGUUGUCUCGAGUGUCCGAGCAUACAUUAAUUCCUUAAACAAGAUGUUAGGUUUCAAGAACCAAUCCAAAUCAAAGGUGAAUGCAGGAAAUUCUCAAGUGUCAGCAUGAAGAUACAAGGAAUUAAUUUUGUGUUUUCCAUGUUAGAAGAGUCAGUUGAUUGCUUUUCAACUCUUCUCCUUGAUUUGUGCUUUCUAGCAGACAGUUUUCGAGGGUGCUUAAAAAACCUGAAAAAGGUGUGAUAUAGACUAUUUGUUGAACACCUUCUUAUUUUAAUCUGUCGAAAAUUACAUUUGGUUUGAGAACCAUUCAGACUUUUGUCUGCUUCUGAAACAUAUAUAUUGUUGCAGCUAGGGUUUAUUGUGUCUCUGUUCAUCAAGGUGACCAGUGUCUCCUGGUUUAUUUU